This is a messenger RNA of Tachyglossus aculeatus (Australian echidna), 948 nucleotides long. RefSeq names its product olfactory receptor 2T27-like. Gene Ontology annotation, cellular component: membrane. The coding region runs from base 1 to 948 and encodes 315 amino acids. Gene Ontology annotation, molecular function: olfactory receptor activity; G protein-coupled receptor activity. Gene Ontology annotation, biological process: G protein-coupled receptor signaling pathway. Lineage: Eukaryota; Metazoa; Chordata; Mammalia; Monotremata; Tachyglossidae. The transcript has a single exon. The record is from RefSeq and is a predicted model, not a curated record.
AUGGGGAGCUGGACUCCAGCCCCCCAGACAGAUUUCAUACUGGUGGGACUCAUCAACAACAAUGGUGGACUCCCCACCAUCCUCUCCACCCUGAUAAGCAUCACCUUUGUCGUGGCCCUGACUGGAAAUUCGACCAUGAUAGUCCUCAUGCACAAGAACACCCAACUCCAAACCCCUAUGUAUUUCCUGCUCAAUCACCUCUCCCUCAUGGAUGCCAUAUACAUCUGCACAACUGUGCCCAAGAUGAUGGUGGACCAGUUGACCGGGCAGAAGGCCAUUUCCUGCUGGGGGUGUAUGGCUCAGAUCUUCCUGUAUGUGACCCUGCUGGGAGCCGAAUACUUCCUCCUGGAGUUCAUGGCCUACGACCAAUACGUGGCCAUCAUCCACCAUCUAUGCUACCCGGUCCUCAUGAGCCAGAGGAGGUGUGUCCAGAUGGCGGCGGGGUCCUGGCUCUUCGGAGCCAGAGAUGGCUUCCUGGUCACCCCCAUAGGCACGAGCUUCCCCGACUGUGGUUCAAGAGUCAUCGACAGCUUCUUCUGCGAAGUCCCUGCCCUGCUGAAGCUCUCCUGCAUUGACACUUCAGUCUACGAGUCGGUGAUAUAUAUCUGCUUCAUCUUGAUGCUCUUGGUUCCCUUCGCUCUCAUCGCCUUCUCCUAUGGCCAGAUCGUGGCCGUCGUGCUGGGCACGUGCUCGGCUCAUGCCCGGAAGAAGGCCAUGGCCACCUGCUCUUCCCACCUGAUCGUGGUCGGCCUCUUUUACGGGGCGGCCAUAUUCACUUACAUGCGCCCCAAUUCCUACCACACUCCCGGGCAGGAUAGGGAACUGUCUGUCUUCUACGCCAUCCUCACUCCUGUGCUAAACCCUGUGAUCUAUGGCCUCCGCUAUGAAGUAGGGGCAGGGGCUUUUUGGAAGGUGCUAGGGAGAUGUACUUAUAUACAGAGAAUGUGA